This is a messenger RNA of Closterium sp. Yama58-4, 4260 nucleotides long. NCBI's taxonomy places the organism in Eukaryota, Viridiplantae, Streptophyta, Zygnematophyceae, Desmidiales, Closteriaceae. The record is from the annotation of a GenBank genome assembly.
AUGCAGAGGGGUUACAGGGAGCAAUGCAGAGGGGUUACAGGGAGCAAUGCAGAGGGGUUACAGGGAGCAAUGCAGAGGGGUUACAGGGAGCAAUGCAGAGGGGUUACAGGGAGCAAUGCAGAGGGGUUACAGGGAGCAAUGCAGAGGGGUUACAGGGAGCAAUGCAGAGGGGUUACAGGGAGCAAUGCAGAGGGGUUACAGGGAGCAAUGCAGAGGGGUUACAGGGAGCAAUGCAGAGGGGUUACAGGGAGCAAUGCAGAGGGGUUACAGGGAGCAAUGCAGAGGGGUUACAGGGAGCAAUGCAGAGGGGUUACAGGGAGCAAUGCAGAGGGGUUACAGGGAGCAAUGCAGAGGGGUUACAGGGAGCAAUGCAGAGGGGUUACAGGGAGCAAUGCAGAGGGGUUACAGGGAGCAAUGCAGUGGGGCUACAGGGAGCAAUGCAGUGGGGUUACAGGGAGCAAUGCAGUGGGGUUACAGGGAGCAAUGCAGAGGGGUUACAGGGAGCAAUGCAGAGGGGUUACAGGGAGCAAUGCAGAGGGGUUACAGGGAGCAAUGCAGAGGGGUUACAGGGAGCAAUGCAGUGGGGCUACAGGGAGCAAUGCAGUGGGGUUACAGGGAGCAAUGCAGUGGGGCUACAGGGAGCAAUGCAGUGGGGUUACAGGGAGCAAUGCAGAGGGGUUACAGGGAGCAAUGCAGUGGGGCUACAGGGAGCAAUGCAGUGGGGUUACAGGGAGCAAUGCAGAGGGGUUACAGGGAGCAAUGCAGAGGGGUUACAGGGAGCAAUGCAGAGGGGUUACAGGGAGCAAUGCAGAGGGGUUACAGGGAGCAAUGCAGAGGGGUUACAGGGAGCAAUGCAGAGGGGUUACAGGGAGCAAUGCUGUGGGGUUACAGGGAGAAAUGCAGUGGGGUUACAGGGAGCAAUGCAGAGGGGUUACAGGGAGCAAUGCAGAGGGGUUACAGGGAGCAAUGCAGAGGGGUUACAGGGAGCAAUGCAGAGGGGUUACAGGGAGCAAUGCAGAGGGGUUACAGGGAGCAAUGCAGAGGGGUUACAGGGAGCAAUGCAGAGGGGUUACAGGGAGCAAUGCAGAGGGGUUACAGGGAGCAAUGCAGAGGGGUUACAGGGAGCAAUGCAGAGGGGUUACAGGGAGCAAUGCAGAGGGGUUACAGGGAGCAAUGCAGAGGGGUUACAGGGAGCAAUGCAGAGGGGUUACAGGGAGCAAUGCAGAGGGGUUACAGGGAGCAAUGCAGAGGGGUUACAGGGAGCAAUGCAGAGGGGUUACAGGGAGCAAUGCAGAGGGGUUACAGGGAGCAAUGCAGAGGGGUUACAGGGAGCAAUGCAGAGGGGUUACAGGGAGCAAUGCAGAGGGGUUACAGGGAGCAAUGCAGAGGGGUUACAGGGAGCAAUGCAGAGGGGUUACAGGGAGCAAUGCAGAGGGGUUACAGGGAGCAAUGCAGAGGGGUUACAGGGAGCAAUGCAGAGGGGUUACAGGGAGCAAUGCAGAGGGGUUACAGGGAGCAAUGCAGAGGGGUUACAGGGAGCAAUGCAGAGGGGUUACAGGGAGCAAUGCAGAGGGGUUACAGGGAGCAAUGCAGAGGGGUUACAGGGAGCAAUGCAGAGGGGUUACAGGGAGCAAUGCAGAGGGGUUACAGGGAGCAAUGCAGAGGGGUUACAGGGAGCAAUGCAGAGGGGUUACAGGGAGCAAUGCAGAGGGGUUACAGGGAGCAAUGCAGAGGGGUUACAGGGAGCAAUGCAGAGGGGUUACAGGGAGCAAUGCAGAGGGGUUACAGGGAGCAAUGCAGAGGGGUUACAGGGAGCAAUGCAGAGGGGUUACAGGGAGCAAUGCAGAGGGGUUACAGGGAGCAAUGCAGUGGGGCUACAGGGAGCAAUGCAGUGGGGUUACAGGGAGCAAUGCAGUGGGGUUACAGGGAGCAAUGCAGAGGGGUUACAGGGAGCAAUGCAGAGGGGUUACAGGGAGCAAUGCAGAGGGGUUACAGGGAGCAAUGCAGAGGGGUUACAGGGAGCAAUGCAGUGGGGCUACAGGGAGCAAUGCAGUGGGGUUACAGGGAGCAAUGCAGUGGGGCUACAGGGAGCAAUGCAGUGGGGUUACAGGGAGCAAUGCAGAGGGGUUACAGGGAGCAAUGCAGUGGGGCUACAGGGAGCAAUGCAGUGGGGUUACAGGGAGCAAUGCAGAGGGGUUACAGGGAGCAAUGCAGAGGGGUUACAGGGAGCAAUGCAGAGGGGUUACAGGGAGCAAUGCAGAGGGGUUACAGGGAGCAAUGCAGAGGGGUUACAGGGAGCAAUGCAGAGGGGUUACAGGGAGCAAUGCUGUGGGGUUACAGGGAGAAAUGCAGUGGGGUUACAGGGAGCAAUGCAGAGGGGUUACAGGGAGCAAUGCAGAGGGGUUACAGGGAGCAAUGCAGAGGGGUUACAGGGAGCAAUGCAGAGGGGUUACAGGGAGCAAUGCAGAGGGGUUACAGGGAGCAAUGCAGAGGGGUUACAGGGAGCAAUGCAGAGGGGUUACAGGGAGCAAUGCAGAGGGGUUACAGGGAGCAAUGCAGAGGGGUUACAGGGAGCAAUGCAGAGGGGUUACAGGGAGCAAUGCAGAGGGGUUACAGGGAGCAAUGCAGAGGGGUUACAGGGAGCAAUGCAGAGGGGUUACAGGGAGCAAUGCAGAGGGGUUACAGGGAGCAAUGCAGAGGGGUUACAGGGAGCAAUGCAGAGGGGUUACAGGGAGCAAUGCAGAGGGGUUACAGGGAGCAAUGCAGAGGGGUUACAGGGAGCAAUGCAGAGGGGUUACAGGGAGCAAUGCAGAGGGGUUACAGGGAGCAAUGCAGAGGGGUUACAGGGAGCAAUGCAGAGGGGUUACAGGGAGCAAUGCAGAGGGGUUACAGGGAGCAAUGCAGAGGGGUUACAGGGAGCAAUGCAGAGGGGUUACAGGGAGCAAUGCAGAGGGGUUACAGGGAGCAAUGCAGAGGGGUUACAGGGAGCAAUGCAGAGGGGUUACAGGGAGCAAUGCAGAGGGGUUACAGGGAGCAAUGCAGAGGGGUUACAGGGAGCAAUGCAGAGGGGUUACAGGGAGCAAUGCAGAGGGGUUACAGGGAGCAAUGCAGCGGGGUUACAGGGAGCAAUGCAGAGGGGUUACAGGGAGCAAUGCAGAGGGGUUACAGGGAGCAAUGCAGAGGGGUUACAGGGAGCAAUGCAGAGGGGUUACAGGGAGCAAUGCAGAGGGGUUACAGGGAGCAAUGCAGAGGGGUUACAGGGAGCAAUGCAGAGGGGUUACAGGGAGCAAUGCAGAGGGGUUACAGGGAGCAAUGCAGAGGGGUUACAGGGAGCAAUGCAGAGGGGUUACAGGGAGCAAUGCAGAGGGGUUACAGGGAGCAAUGCAGAGGGGUUACAGGGAGCAAUGCAGAGGGGUUACAGGGAGCAAUGCAGAGGGGUUACAGGGAGCAAUGCAGAGGGGUUACAGGGAGCAAUGCAGAGGGGUUACAGGGAGCAAUGCAGAGGGGUUACAGGGAGCAAUGCAGAGGGGUUACAGGGAGCAAUGCAGAGGGGUUACAGGGAGCAAUGCAGAGGGGUUACAGGGAGCAAUGCAGAGGGGUUACAGGGAGCAAUGCAGAGGGGUUACAGGGAGCAAUGCAGAGGGGUUACAGGGAGCAAUGCAGAGGGGUUACAGGGAGCAAUGCAGAGGGGUUACAGGGAGCAAUGCAGAGGGGUUACAGGGAGCAAUGCAGAGGGGUUACAGGGAGCAAUGCAGAGGGGUUACAGGGAGCAAUGCAGAGGGGUUACAGGGAGCAAUGCAGAGGGGUUACAGGGAGCAAUGCAGAGGGGUUACAGGGAGCAAUGCAGAGGGGUUACAGGGAGCAAUGCAGAGGGGCUUCAGGGAGCAAUGCAGAGGGGUUACAGGGAGCAAUGCAGAGGGGUUACAGGGAGCAAUGCAGAGGGGUUACAGGGAGCAAUGCAGAGGGGUUACAGGGAGCAAUGCAGAGGGGUUACAGGGAGCAAUGCAGAGGGGUUACAGGGAGCAAUGCAGAGGGGUUACAGGGAGCAAUGCAGAGGGGUUACAGGGAGCAAUGCAGAGGGGUUACAGGGAGCAAUGCAGAGGGGUUACAGGGAGCAAUGCAGAGGGGUUACAGGGAGCAAUGCAGAGGGGUUACAGGGAGCAAUGCAGAGGGGUUACAGGGAGCAAUGCAGAGGGGUUACAGGGAGCAAUGCAGAGGGGUUACAGGGAGCUAUACAUGGGCAAACAACGAGUCGAGUAA